This is a messenger RNA of Pseudonaja textilis, 351 nucleotides long. The record is from RefSeq and is a predicted model, not a curated record. Lineage: Eukaryota; Metazoa; Chordata; Lepidosauria; Squamata; Elapidae.
UCAACGCGCUGCGGGGCUGGAAGCCGUAGGGGGGGUCUUGCGGGGGUCCCGGCCCCGCGCCAUGCAGGACGCCCUGGACGCCUGGCAGGAGCUGCAGGAUGACUUCCACCAGCUCCAGGAAACCCACAAAAUUUACAAGCAGAAAUUGGAGGAGCUCACAAGCGUGCAGGCGGCCUGCAGCAGUUUCCUAAAGAAGCAGAAAGAGAGGCUGAAGGAGUUGCAGAAAAACUUUAAAAGAUGCGACAGCCAGGGCAGCUCAGAAACGGAGCUCAUCCUGCAGAUCAACAACCAGAUCCGCGAUCACCAGAAUGUUUUCUUCGACAUGGAGGCCUAUUUGCCAAAGAGGAACAG